UUGGAAAUGUCGAUAAAAAAUACCCCUGGGCUUUAUGAGUUUUUACAAGAUGCCGAACUAAUUCAAUACUAUACUGAACUCAAUAAUGUUUUACAGGUACAUAAUGUUGGCCAGCUUAAAUAUGUUACUGACGACGACCUUGCCAACAUCGGGAUGUCUAAACCUGAAACACGGAGACUUAAAACAUAUUUUAAUAAAUACUGUCCUGGAAACUAUGCAAGCAAAAUCAGGAAGUUGUUGGGUCGACGUGAGGAGGUGAAGGAUGAGUUCCUGCUGGGGGAGGAGAAUAUGUCCCUCAAGGGAUCCAUCAAGGUCCCUUCCCAGCACAUCAUCCAGGCGGACUCCAUCAACGUGUACAAGGAGCUCGGGCAGGGGGAGUUUGGAGUUGUUCAGCAGGGAGUCUGGACAGAUGAAGAUGGAAUGAGACAUCAGGUUGCUGUCAAAUGUCUGAGUAAAAAGCGUAUGCAGAACAACACAGUAGAGUUUAUGAAGGAAUACGAAAUCAUGCAAACCAUUGAUCACAACAACAUUGUACGACUCUACGGAGUAGUUCUGGACUCCGCUCAGAUCAUGCUAAUCACAGAGCUGGCCCCGCUCCGCUCCUUGCUCGAGUGUUUAAAGGAGCCGAGUCUACGCAGCACAUUCACUGUCUCCUGCCUUGCCGAGCUGAGCCAGCAAAUCUGUCAAGGCAUGCUUUAUCUCGAGGCUAAUAGACUUAUCCAUCGCGACCUCGCAGCGCGAAACAUUCUCGUGUUUUCCAAAAAUUUGGUGAAAAUCUCGGAUUUCGGAUUAUCCCGCGCCCUUGGGGUUGGAAAGGAUUACUAUCAGACAAACUUCAACGUGAACCUAAAGUUACCGAUCGCGUGGUGUGCGCCGGAGUGCAUCAACUUUCUCAAGUUCACCAGUGCCAGCGACGUCUGGGCGUUCGGGGUAACGAUGUGGGAAAUGUUCAGCUACGGCUUCCAACCCUGGGCAGCGCUGACAGGUCACCAAAUCCUCGAGACUAUUGACGAACCCGGCGGAGGACAGAGGUUAGAACAACCGGUUCACUGUCCUCGUGAUCACUACAACAUCAUGCAGUCUACAUGGAGACAUAAACCUGAUGACCGGCCAACCUUUGCCCAGCUGGUCGGAAUGCUUGAGGAUGCUAGACCUGAGCAGGUUCAGGUUAUAGUACCUGGAGGAGGGUCUGGUCUACUGCUAUACAAUGUCGGAGACGUGCUCACGGUCCUAGAUAAACACGGGAAGCAGAAUCAUGGUGCUGGAAACCUGUGGAGCGGAGUUAAUUGUCAAGGGAAGGUUGGUUGGUUCAUCCCUUCUCAUACAAUCACGUAUCUAGGUACCCUUCCGAGUACUGGAGUAGUUCCACAGUGGAGCAGUGCUCCUAACGAACAGCCCGGGAUAUUUCAGAGAGCAGGAACACGGAGUAGUAAGGAUAGAGGAAGCAGGAGGAAGAUUAGCAGAGAUAUGAUUAGUGCUCCGACAGGAACUGUUCAGCAUACGGGACACAUAGGUCCUGACGGAUGCUUCUUCGGAGAUGUCAACUUUAUGCCGGGAACAAAUGGCAACCUAACCAUCGGAGGUCGUCUUCCAUCAACUGGCAGUGAUAAUGGGUUCCCUAGCUGGAGUAAAGGAGACAGUGACGUAUCCGAUUCCGCUCCUCUUCUCUCCGCAACCAGUGCAAAGCCAAUCAUGGAGAAACCUGUCCAGCCCAGGAUGGGACACGCUAUCGGAUACCUUCGGAAACCAGAGAAAGAGGAUCCUACUCACCAGUACCAGUCAAUCAGCGACGAGGAGAAUGAAGCUUUCGGUGCUCCUCUUGAUCUUGGGCCUAGUCUUCUCGACGAGGUGUUCAGUGAGCUCGAGAAUUACGACACCUUGAAGAUGAACAAAGAUGAGACCAAACCUGCGGAAGAGGAGCAUCACGGCCUCCAUGGAAUAGUUGAAUCUUGUCAUAAACUCGCGGAUAAAGUCACCACUCUAACUCUAUCCCGGCGGCACAAGGGGAAAAAGGCCGCCUUCGUGCGACCGAUUAAGGCGAGCGAUGAGAAAACCCUGGAAAACGCAAUACUCAUGGCAAACCAGAUUGCCAGCAAAUCAAUGCACGAUCUCGACAAACGAUGCACCGACGAUAUGUUUAACGCCUCUCCUCAGGUUUCACCGAUAACUCCGAAUUCUCCUUCUAAAAAGUUUACGUUUAAGUUCCCAGUUCACAAUAAGCAUAAAUCCUCCUCUCCUACCAGACAUUUUACCGACGAGGUAAACUCUAGAAUAGAUUUACAUUCUCAAAUCACUCCGACAGCCAGGGAUGCGUACAAAGCUCUGAUUGAAGGAGAUAAACAGCAGGACGUGAGUAGUACUCCGAGUCCCUCUCAGAGUUUUCAUCGUCUGUCUCUACCCCCCUCCGCGUCUGUAUUUACUCUACCGAAAGGUUCUCAAAUCGAUCCUUCUCCCUGCGACGAGGUUACCAACCCUCUUCCUCUCCCUCCCAAGGAACGGAAAAGCUCUGUUACUACCGGGAAACGUCAUGUCAGAAAGAACCCUUUAAUUAUCCCUAGCGGCGCUGCGGCCAGUAUGUUGAGAAGAGUUGAAAUUGAUUCUGAACCUGAACCUCCUCCUCCUGUCAGAGCUAAACCCUCCAGAUCCAUUUCCCAACCCGCCAUGACAAAUUUUGAAACUUACAAUGAUGCUUUUGAGGAAGAAAUAGCGUACAACAUGGAUGCUCUGGAUAACAUGCAAGAAUCUCAAAGCAACAGCAGUCCUGUAGUAUCAUUAGAUAGUCAGUCCCGGUUAGGAGAGACUAAUUAUGGUACUGGACGAGGUAGUCGGCUUGAGAAUGCCUACUUCGAUCAGUCUCCUGAGUCCAGGUUUAGAAACAGGAGAGGGAUUGAAAGUGAUGAGGUUCGAAUAAUGAGCAAGGUGCUAGGUGGGGUUUCCUGUGAUAAACAGGAUUGUGUGGCAGCUCUACAGAUAACAGAUUGGAAUAUUCACAAGGCAAUAAAGAUUGUCAAGCUGAAAGGACUUCAAAUACAACCAGGGGUGUCAUUGACUCAACUUAAGAUUUCCUUGAUGAAUUCUGAUUGGGAUGUGACAGCAGCAGCUAAUCUACUCAAAUAAACGGGAAGCAGCUGAGAGUGACCAAGUCUAACAAGGAGCUGCUUACUGUCACGUAUAGAGCUUCUUUUCUGAAGAAAAAUAUUUAAAAUCUAUCUUACUAACAUACGAAAACGGCAUCUUUUACAGAAAUUCUGCUAAAGUAGAACGAAGUUGGCUUUCUCAAGUAACAUCAUAUAAGCCAUGAAGAAUACACUAUGAACCCCAUUAUCUUUGUUUACAAAAUAAUUGUACUGCAGUUAUUUAUACUCCACCCAGAAAUUACAGAAAACAUUUAAAGUAAAUUGUAAGCAUCCCUAAUAAAAGGGACUCUUUCCCUUCAAAUAUAGCAUUUGAAAGCUAAUUUACUAGAAGGAAGCAACUAACCAGAUAUUUGGCAGCUUUUUAUUACAUUAAUUGAAAAAGACAGUUUUCUCUCGAAGUAAAAGUUACCCUAAUUCAGGGGCGUACACAGGAAUUUUUCCAGGGAGGGUGGGCUUUAAUUUUUCCUCAAGGUUCGGUAACCCGUUGGGGUCUUAAACCACAGAUUUUACUGAUCAAGGGGGGCCCCUCCUCUGUGUACACCUCUGCCCUUAUUGACCCACUAAAGUUAAGGGAUCAAGCUACGAACCUAUUUCAAGAGAAAAUAAAACUAUUUUCUUUCUGUCAAGUCAACUUUUAACUUCACAUAUUUAUUAGAUACUGAAACUUGAACCUUGUGGAGCUAUUGUGACAAAAAGUUCUCUAUUAAGGGAUUGUAGCGUAAUUUCAAGUCACCACUGACCCUCCAUGCAAACAAGGCAAUGUCCGAUUCUUAAUGGUAUACUUAAAUGUUAAGAAUGUUUAUAAUGUUGAAAACUGAUAAUUUUAAUUGUGGUUUCUCUACAAAAGGGACUUGCGCAUUCUACUGCAGGAAAACUUAUAGGAAUGAUCAGAAUUGAACACGUUUAAACCUAGAAAAACGACAAUGUAAUCCACAUUAUUGAUCAGAUAAAGGUUUCAAGAGUACCGUUGUGAAUCGUGCAUUGUCAUCUUUGCCAUGGAGGAUCACUUGGAACUACGUCUACAGUCCCUUUAAAUGUAGGUUUAACGAUUUCUAGAGUACUAUAUAUUUUGAGAAUUUUUUAAAAACAAUUUCUUACAUUGUUAAUGCAAAACUAGCAACUUCUUGUUUAAUUUUAAGUGACUCUAUUUAGUGACAGGCAUGUCAGAUUCACUAGGGUACCUUUUAAACCAUUAUCUGAUUUAAUGUAAAAGAUGACAUUUUUAUAGCUUUAAAAGUGUUCCUAUAGAAAUAGAAAGAAAUCUUUAUGUCACUUUAUAUGGAAACCCACAAAUGAAAAUAACCCCUAAAAUAAUGUCUACAGACUACAGUCCCUUUGAUACGAACAAUUCUUUUCAACGAAAUGUAAAAAAUUGUAUGAAAACCGAAAUCUUUUAUCUAUUUAUAUUUAUCUAGUGCCAAUCCGACGAAGGGGGUGGGGUAGUGUAUGCCGCAACAGUUUUUAAAUUAUACCACAAAUAUGCUUCGCGGUAAAAGCACCAAACAAAUUGUAAUCCAUAACCAAAACAAUUUGUAAACCCCGAAAAUGUUGUUAAAUGAAAGGGGCAACUAUUUCAUUAGAUUGUAAACUAUGAAACGCGAUUGCGCGAUGGAGAUUUAUAUGGUAAAAUUACAAUUUGUUGUGGCCGACCUUGCACCUUUGCCAUAAUUAUAACAAUGUGUUGAACCGGUGUGCUAAAAUUGUACAUAGCUUGUACAGUUGUUUACAUGAAAUGUACGUCUUCCAGGACCUCUGGACAAUCUUGAUUUGUUGUACAAAUAUUAUUAUUCAACACUGUGCCUUGCCUUGUGCCUUAGAAAAUGUAUAUUUUAUACUUUAUUAGAUUCUUCUCUCUGCAAAUAUUUUUUCUGAUACAACAUAAUUCUAUUAUAAAAUGCUUAAUACUGUAGAAAAAUGAUGAAUCUAUUGCAGGGGGGGGGGGGGUAUAAAAAAUUUAAAGAAUUGCAACGGAUGCGCAAAUUUUCUAUCCAUCAAUUUAGUCAGUUGAAUAACAACUUUAGUUUAGAAAAAUUCUUUAUUCACUGAAGACUAUGUGCACAUGAUACCCAUAACCCGAAAAAUACCAUUUGUUAACAUAGUUUUAUUCUCCUUGUUUAGGAAGUAAAGAUUGUUUCUUUUCAUAAAUUGACUUGAUUUUAUUAAUCUGUUAUAUUCAGGGUGUCCCACAUCAUAUUUGACCCUGGGAAGUUUUGAGACAAAACAAUAAUUUUUAAACAAAACUAAAAGUUAAUAACUAGAAAAGAAAUGUAGAGAAAAAACUAGGGAAAAAAUAAAUUUGAUAACGAAACUCUGUAUUUUGGUAAAAUCACAAAUAACUCUGAAAAGACAUUUUUCAAUUCCAACAUCCUAACCUGAAAUGUUUGUCUUGGUUUAUUUUGCAGUAUUGACAAUUUUGUUCCUACCAUUCUUUUAGAUAAUUCGGGUCAUGUGUUAUGUUUUUUAAUUCUCAAUCUUAAUUUAGGAAAACCCUAUUUUGUACUUUCAUAGCAUCCCAUAAUAAAAACCGAGUAAACGAAAAUGAAACAAUUACUGCACCUUUAUCUGUCUAAUCUGUAAAGUCAAGAAAUUUGGGAAAAUCUAAAAAAAUGUGUUUUCGAGACACUGUUUAAUCUCGAUGAUAUUUAGUUAAAUUAUAAUAUGUUAGUUAACCACUUUCUCGCUUCUCUCUGAAAAAUAUUUGGUGAGUAACAAAUCUUUAAAGUUUUUAAGAUGGGAGAGAAUGAAUCCUAAAAAAACCACCUAAUUGGUUCGCUCUUUUACUUCCCGACUAUUAAUCAAAAAUUCUAAAUUCGGGAUAAAUUCUUCAUACAAUCCCAUUAUUUCUUGUUCCCAAUAAUCCCUUUUAUUUUUGUUUAUAAAAGUGUCCAUAUUUCGGGUUCCCAACAUGUUCUUUAUUCCUUGCGGCCAAGAAUUUUUAUUUCUUGUUCCCAACAAUCCCUUUAUUUCUUGCUCCCAACAAUAUCUUUAUUUCUUGUUCCUAACAAUCCCUUUAUUUCUUAAUCCCAACAAUCCCUUUAUUUCUUGGACCCAACAAUCCCGUUAUUUAUUGUUCCCAACAAUAGCUUUUUUCUUGUUUCCAAGAAUUCCAAAAUUUCUUAUUCCCAAUAAUCCAAUUAUUUCUUGUUCCCAACAAUCCCUUUAUUUCUUGUUUCCAAGAAAUCCAGAAUUUCUUUUUCCCAAUAAUCCCAUUAUUUCUUGUUCCCAAUAAUCCCAUUAUUUCUUGUUCCAAACAAUCGCAAUACUUCUUAUUCCCCAGAAAUUUCUUUAUUUCUUGUUCCCAACAAUCCCAAUAUUUCUUGUUCCCAACAAUCUCUUUAUUUCUUGUUCCCAAGAAUCUCGAUGUGAUGAUAUAUAUUUGCAAUCAAAACUGUGUGCUACAUGUCAAUACAAAAUUUUCACUAAAUAUAUUAUUGACUUAA
This is a messenger RNA of Eurytemora carolleeae, 6577 nucleotides long. RefSeq names its product tyrosine-protein kinase PR2 (gene Ack-like). Gene Ontology annotation, molecular function: ATP binding; protein tyrosine kinase activity. The transcript has 10 exons. The record is from RefSeq and is a predicted model, not a curated record. The coding region runs from base 7 to 3117 and encodes 1036 amino acids. Gene Ontology annotation, biological process: protein phosphorylation. NCBI's taxonomy places the organism in Eukaryota, Metazoa, Arthropoda, Copepoda, Calanoida, Temoridae.